AUCAGGUGCCAGUGCCCGGCAAGAGUGUGGUUUUAUCCUCAGGAACAGUGGGGUCUGUUUGGAGGAUGCUGAGUGGGGUUCGGGCUGGCUGAGGAUCCCCCCUCAGCCACUGCCCUGUCUUCCCACAGAGGACAUUUCUGUGGUGUUCAGCACGGUCUCCUGGGAGGGCCGGGCCGACUUCUCCCAAGCCGAUGUGCACCGGCAGAUUGCCAUUGUGUUCAAGACCCCUCCCUACGAGGACCUGGAGAUCUCAGAGCCCGUCACAGUCAAUGUCUUCCUGCAGCGGCUCACAGAUGGUGUCUGCAGCGAGCCUCUGCCCUUCACCUACCUGCCUCGGGACCACGACAGUUAUGGCGUGGACAAAAAGCGGAAACGGGGAAUGCCAGACGUCCUUGGGGAGCUGAGCAGUUCUGACCCCCAUGGCAUUGAGAGUAAACGGAGGAAGAAGAAGCCAGCCUUCCUGGACCACUUCCUGCCUGGCCAUAGCUCAG
Molecule: messenger RNA, 491 nt
Organism: Dipodomys ordii (Ord's kangaroo rat)
Lineage: Eukaryota; Metazoa; Chordata; Mammalia; Rodentia; Heteromyidae
Product: transcription factor RelB-like
Exons: 3
Biological process (GO): non-canonical NF-kappaB signal transduction; inflammatory response; innate immune response
Cellular component (GO): cytoplasm
Molecular function (GO): DNA-binding transcription factor activity, RNA polymerase II-specific; RNA polymerase II cis-regulatory region sequence-specific DNA binding
Source: RefSeq, a predicted model, not a curated record